AUGGCCAACCCUCAAGCCUUAGACCUCUCCACCAGAACAACUCCAGAGCAUAUCCAUAUAGCUGCAUUAGAGAGCAAUGGAGCUGCUAAAAUCACUCAUGCACUUGAACAUGAUGACCUCAACACAUCACCUCCAGCCGCAAAAAGGCGACGAUCGAGCUCUGCUAAUGAGACAGCUCUGGAACUGCCUGACACAGCAGAUAAACCACAGUUGGAAGCAAUUGUAGAGCAGAAGGAUCAAACUACGGCAGCGGUGUUAUCAAUACUCCCUACCUCCCCAGACACAAAAGUUGAGCUCAACGGCAGCCCCGAUAAUCUGGACGAAAAGAAACCAACUGGCCUGCUAUCCGGUGUUCAAGGAAACGUUGUCUCCGCCGCAUUCGCCCAGAGCCGGCUAGGACCAGACGUUGCGGAGGUCAUUUCGAACAUCAUGAGUUAUUCCGAGCGAGUGGAGGAACAGUAUAACCGCAGCCAGCAGCUUAGGAACUCUGGCGAGACUCAACCGAUAGUUUUGAUCAAGGCGAAUUCACAGUUAAAAACACAGAGCUUGCCAAUCCUUGACAACUUGUCAACUCAAAUUUUGACAUUGCUCGCCCAAUCCUCUUAUCAAGACUUGACCUCGAUUGUUUCCGAACCCAACUCCGACAGCGGACAAGCUUAUUCAACCAUGAGGUCCCUAUUCGACCAUACCAAGAAUGUAUAUUCGUCCAAAGGAUCAUUUCUAUCCCCACGGGAACUAGAUCUUACCGAGCCCACCCAGGUUGACAUAAUCAGGAAGGCCAACAUGGCGUCCUUUGUGUCGAGCAUUUUCGAUAGCCAGGAGAUCGGGUUUUCUGAAUUAGAUGCAAACUUUCUGGAAAUAUUUGUGCCCGAGGGAAGUCGAUUGUUGAAGGUACAAGGUGCACUAUAUCUGGAACUGAAAACUCAAGCAUAUAUCGCAGCAAUGAACUCCGCGAAGCGAUCGAAAACGGAACUUUUGCGUGAAUUGUUUCCGGAUGAUCUAGAAGAAAGAUUGCUUUCACGGAGACCGGGAACCAAGCAACUUGCCCCCAGUGAAACCGAUUUUGUGAAUCGUGCUUACUCACGACGUGAUAUUCUGCUCAAUGAGAUCGAUAACCCAGCGGCCGCUACUAAGUUGCCGGAGAAAUACCGUUGGGACGGCUUUUUGAGAGACCUGAGCUCGUAUGUGAGCAAGAACUUUGAUGCCAUUAGUCAUCAGCAUACAAAAAAGCCCAGUAAAGGGCGUCCAUCAACUAAUGGCGAGGCACAAGAAUCUCGCAAUACAUCUCUCGAAGGUCAAUUUUCCGUUGUUCCUAACCCACCAGAGGCUGCUCCGGUUGCGCGUAGUGCUGCCCAUAGCGAUCUUGUGGCAAGAGCCGCACGGGCUGCGCAGAUUGCUCUCCAGGGUCAAGGUGUGAGGGGAGCGGCACGGAAUGCUGCCAAAAUCUCUUUGCAAGCCCAGCAAUCCAAACCGUCAACGUCGCCUCCCGUACCUCCGCACCAACAGCCGAAACUGCAGCCUCAGCAACAACCCCAGCAGCAGCAACAACAACAACAACCCCGGGUUCAGCAGUCGCAACAGUAUCAACCAUCACAGCCUUUGCAGCUACAAUUCCAACAGCAGCAGCCACUGCCACCGCAACGACGGCCAACUAAACAACUACAGUUCAUUCAAACUCCACAGCAUGGACCGGUUGUCCCACAUGUAUUUCCUCAAAAUCCUCAGCGGCAAGCUUCCCAGCACACAUUCAAUCAAGCAGCUAUGACAACAACAUUCUCAGCUCAACCGACACACCCCCUACCGCUACAACCAGCCCAACCAGCCCAGAUUACAUUCAACCAAACGCCCUUACAUUUUCAACAGUACAACCCAGCCGCUGUCAGUGCCCCAGUCAGUGCCCAGGCACAUGCAGCGGCAGCCAACUACGGCUACAUGCCUGGCGUCCCUCAUUAUUCCCAGUCCCAGCCAACGCAAAUUCUCUACGAAAGAGCCAGAAUGGCAACAACCGCGAAGUCCUCGCCCACUAGCCGCCGAGCGGGUCUCCCCAGCCAACGUCGGCCCUGGACAACAGAAGAGGAGAAUGCACUGAUGGCCGGACUGGAUAGAGUCAAGGGGCCCCACUGGAGCCAAAUCCUAGCCAUGUUUGGACCAGGUGGCACAAUCAACGAAACCCUCAAGGAUCGCAAUCAAGUCCAACUCAAAGACAAAGCACGGAAUCUAAAGUUGUUCUUUCUCAAGAGCGGUAUCGAAGUGCCAUACUACCUCAAAUUUGUCACUGGAGAACUGAAAACCCGUGCCCCGGCACAGGCAGCCAAGCAUGAAGCGCGAGAGCGUCAGCGGAGACUGGGGGAUGAAGAUAAAGCGCACGUGGAGGGUAUUGAAGGGAUGAUGGCACUUGCUGGAGCGCACGGGGCGACGAACAUAUCUCUGGAAUCGGCGCGUAGUAGCAUGACUAGUUCUCCUGCGCUUGUGCAGCACCCUGACGUGCAGCAGGGGCAGGAACAGAGCAUGGAGCAAGCACUAAUCCAAAGCCUAGUACAAGACGCCAAGCAAGAUGAGAUGCGUCUCGAGCAGCAACAGGGUAUACCGCAGAAUAUUUCACAAGGUAUCGCACAGAAUAUGCCAGAGACUAUGGUUGAUCCGUCACUUCAGAACCCGCAGUGA
This is a messenger RNA of Paracoccidioides lutzii Pb01, 2664 nucleotides long. RefSeq lists its product as hypothetical. Gene Ontology annotation, molecular function: double-stranded telomeric DNA binding; protein homodimerization activity. Gene Ontology annotation, biological process: telomere maintenance via telomere lengthening. The transcript has 4 exons. The coding region runs from base 1 to 2664 and encodes 887 amino acids. The record is from RefSeq and is a predicted model, not a curated record.